Hippocampus zosterae (dwarf seahorse) is the source of this 4887-nucleotide messenger RNA. It is a transcript of the gene tbc1d25, whose product is annotated as TBC1 domain family, member 25. Gene Ontology annotation, biological process: regulation of autophagosome maturation; activation of GTPase activity. Gene Ontology annotation, molecular function: GTPase activator activity. Gene Ontology annotation, cellular component: autophagosome. The transcript has 7 exons. Lineage: Eukaryota; Metazoa; Chordata; Actinopteri; Syngnathiformes; Syngnathidae. The record is from RefSeq and is a predicted model, not a curated record. Bases 247 to 2796 code for a protein of 849 amino acids.
AUAGGCUUCGACCCCCUUUUAGUUUUAAAGCAGUUCGAUGUGAGUUUGGGAAAAUUACACCAAUAUAGAAGAUGACCAAUAGAUGGCAGUAUUACAAUGUGAAGGUCUUUUAUGAACGGAACUCCGAAGAAGAACACCAGGGGAGUGAUUCGGCUAACCUGAUCAUGUUAUUGAUCAUUAUAUUGCUGUAGAUGUGAGAAGGAUAUUUAUCCACGAGCCACGUUGAUCCAAAACCGAAUUGUAAAGAUGGCAAGCGACGAGGAUAGAGGGGUAGUUCGGGUCAAAGUGAAGAAAUGUGAUGGAGCACUUCCUGUGGAGUUUCGAUCCUUUGCUGUUGAUCCUCAAAUUACAUCAUUGGAGGUGCUGCAGCAUAUUCUAAUUAAAGCAUUUGAUUUGAAUGGGAGGCGAAAUUUUGAGAUCAGUUAUAUGUCUCGAGGUGUCAGCGUUGCAGAGAUGUACCUGACUUUAACAUCUGAUGGGGAUUUGGAUGUUGCAUUUGCCAGUGCGGCCAAACCAUAUCUGCAACUCAAGAUGGAUGUGAAACCUUCAGAAGACAGUCCUGUGAUGGAGGACUGGGAUAUCAUCAGCCCCAAAGAUGUGAUUGGCUCUGAGCAGCUCCUUGCAGAGAGGACCAGGUCCUUGGCAACUGCAGCACUUCCUUUCACCCAGUCUCUAAUGUCUCAGGUCGGCCGGACACUGACACGAGUCCAGCAGGCCUUCAGCUGGUCUUAUGGGGAGGAAGUAAAGCCUUUCAAGCCCCCUUUGAGUGACACCGAGUUUCACAGUUAUCUCAAUGGUCAAGGACAGUUGACAAGACCAGAGGAACUAAGGCUGCGGAUCUACCAUGGUGGUGUUGAACCUUCACUGCGCAAGGUUGUUUGGCGCUACCUCCUUAACGUCUAUCCAGACGGACUAAGUGGACAGGAACGAAUGGACUACAUGAAGCGAAAGACGAGAGAGUACGACCAGUUGAAGAAAGAAUGGACGGCCCACGUCAGUCACGAGGAUCUUGAAUUUAUCCGGGGAAAUGUACUCAAAGACGUUUUAAGGACAGACCGUGCCCAUCCAUACUACGCAGGCUCAGAAGACAGUCCACAUUUGACCGCUCUCACAAACUUGCUUACUACUUUCGCCAUCACUCACCCACAGAUAUCGUACUGUCAAGGAAUGAGUGACAUCGCUUCUCCUAUACUGGCUGUGAUGGAUAAUGAAGCACAUGCCUUCAUUUGUUUUUGCGGCAUUAUGAAACGUUUGGAGGGCAACUUCCGGCCUGAUGGACAGCUUAUGUCCAUUAAGUUCCAGCAUCUAAAAUUGCUUCUGCAGUACUCAGAUUAUGAAUUCUACUCGUAUCUGGUUUCCCGUGGAGCUGACGACCUUUUCUUUUGCUACCGCUGGUUACUUCUGGAGCUCAAGCGAGAGUUUGCCUUUGAUGAUGCGCUAAGAAUGCUCGAGGUUAUGUGGAGUUCGCUGCCCCCGGACCCGCCUGAAACUGAAGUGGAGCUGCUUGGACCACCAGUACAGACUGAUAAAACACGUUUCGCUGACAGGGACUCGCCCAGUGGCAGUCGCCCUGGGCGUGACUGGCAAAUAAAAGAGAAGCAACGUCGACAACAUAUGCUUCGGCCAUCGAGAGAAGAAACCGAUGUCGAUUGGAAUGCUGUCACGAAAGACUGUCAGAAAACUGGACCUGGUAGUGACAGACGCACACCUCAAGUGAGUGUGGGUCAGGCAGGUUUCGUGUCUCCUUCUGUUGAGGAGAGUUUUGGUGAGUUUAAAUACUAUGCUGCUCCAACUGAAAAUAGCUUUGAGAAGAAGGAUACGAAGCAGCAACAGGGCUUGACUGAUGCGCGGUCAUUGUCACGCAUUCCAAUUCGUCAGUCCACCACUGAGAGCGAGGAGGAUCCCGAAGAACAAACGCCACUUAUAAAAUGCUACAGCAAUGGCUUUUCACCAGGAUCAUCACCUCCUCUCCCGCCAAUCUUCAACAGUAGCGCCGUUUCUCAUUCGUCUUCAGUCUUACCUUCCGGUUGGUCACUUGCUCCAUCUGACUCCGCCCCAACAUUCGGUUUCACAACCAGCGGAAGAGAGGCCUUAUCAAGAACUGUCCCAAAGGUCAUCACAUCUUCGGCACAAUUGCUCAGGAGUACGGGGUUGAACUUGACAAGCCCUGCUGUAAAAACGUGUGCAACAGCUCAUGCCCAUGCUCAAAAUCGAUCUUUUCUCUCUUCACCAAUUUUGCCUUUUGGAAGAGGUCCUUCACAGCCCGGCUCCAGGUCCUCCUCCAAUAACCUUCUUUCUCCCAGCAACAAGCCCUCACCCACCACAGCUCCUCACAUGGACACUUCCCCCAAACUGGAGAGCGGCAUCAAACCGUGUUCUCUGCCGCCUCCCCAAGAGUUUGGAAAAGGCAAUCCUUUCAUGCUUUUUUUGUGCUUGUCCAUCUUGCUGGAACACCGCGAUCACAUCAUCAAAAACAGCCUGGAUUACAAUGAGCUCGCGAUGCACUUUGAUCGCCUCGUCCGGCGCCACAACUUGAGCAGAAUCCUGCAGCGUGCCAAGGCCUUAUUUGCAGACUACUUGCAGAGCGAAGUGUGGGACUCAGAGGAGGGGGACGAGGUUAGCUCAGACUCUCCAAUAUCAGCCACUGCUGCUCAGUACUCCCCACCUUUAACCAUCUCUGCUCGCCCCAUUUAUAGCCCCUUAUCAUCUCCUCAGUCCUCAUCUCGGAACUCAACCUACAACCUGACAACCACCAUUCCUUCACCAACAGCUGAAGUCUCCCUUUCACAGAUGUGAUUUGCACAAGUAUCCCUGACUUCACACCUCUCAGCAGCAAGGUGGCCCCGUAGUGGCGUGGACUAUUUUAAACAGCCUCCCAUUCCGGAAUCGGGCACUUAAGUAUCUUACAUGCUUGAUUAUGUACAAUAUAGGAAUGAUUCCAGGACUGAUCAUAACAUGUUAUUUGUAUUGCCGCCGCUUGGAGGUAUUUGGAAAGAGCUUUUCCUGCAUCCUUCAAAGUUUAGAAUGCAUGCACCCUGUCUUUUAUUACCCCGUUUUUGACAGUGUGGCCCAGAUAAUCAAUUUGAAAUAACAUUAUUCCAGCCACUUCAUGCAUAUCAACCGUUUUUCCGUCAUUAUGUGAUGGUAUUAAAAUUCAAGUUAUGUGUGAACAAAGAAAGAAAAAUACAAUAGUCCCCCAAUAAAGUAAUGUCAUUAACCUGAAAUAAGACAAAAAAUGAUCCUCUGUACAGGGAGCGGCUGCCCUUACAGUUUUUAUUGAGAAAAUAAAAUCAGGCUAGCUUUUUAGCAAUGUUAAAAUUUGCUUUGUCUUCUGUCAUAUCAUCACAUUUAUCUUACUUUGGCCAUUUUUAAACUCAGCCUCCCUAUGAUUUAUUAUCUCUAUUUUUAGGCUUUAAUAGUGUUUUCUGAAGUGCUCGUGCAUAUUAAUAUGCACACAAAACAGUGUCCUUGAUUUUUGUUUUCUCUCUGGGCUAUACACGGAGAUGGCGAAGCCUCAGUGGGCCGAUGAUGUCAAAGAUUUUUUUUAAAUAGAUCCUAAGUAUGUUGCCUUUAUAAAUUCACGACGACAAAUGAAUUCUUGCUUUUUAAUGUGAAAGCCUACAACAAAUGAAUGAGAGAGGCUUUAAAGAAACUGUGCUCCAUUUACUUCAAGAUACUUUAAUAUGACUCAAAGCUAACUGGAAUUGUAUUUCUAAUCGAGUCCCGGUGAAUUAUGAUAUACUGUAAUAAUGCUAUUUAUGAAUAAUUGGCAAUUGACAGUAUGUAAUUAUAUGGUCCUCCAUUUCAAGAGAUGAAACAAUUUUGCACUCGAUUUAUUUAUUUUUUUAGUCGAAUUGAACAAAAUAACCACUUUUAUGUGUCAAUGUGUUAUAUAAGUUCUGUCACAUAUCGAAAGCUGCCAGCGAGGCUGCUAAAGGUUUGCGUCUCUCCAAGCCAAUGUUUUGCUGUAGUUGCUUCUGUGUGAUUAAUAGUAAGACGCGUCAUAGCAUUUGAUGCUGCAUUAUUAGAGAAGUGCCUCACUCUUGGGAGUCUGAAACAUUCAAGUGUAUUUUCAUCUGUGCUAAAAAUAUCUCCUGCUAUGAUAUAGAAACUGCUGCCCCUUGGGACGAUUUAACAAAUAACACCUGCUAUGAUUCGACAGUAUUUCAAGUAACGGGGUAGUUCCAUGAAGAAAUUAGCCAGCCAAAAAGUUUGGGAAUUGCUAGGACCAGUUGAUGAUGUGUGACCUGAGAAUGAAACUACAAUCUCUUAAAAUACCAUCAAAAUGAAACAACACUUUUGUUCUUUUUUGCAGGGUUAUUGUAUGUCUUUUUGGUCAACUUUUUACUUGUAUCUAUCUGUCAGUGUAUAUCUUCAAUAAGAAAGUAUGAUCUGCUUUUGUAUCCUUGGGUUAUAAUAUUGCUUGCUUUUUCUCAUCAAGUAAUGAACAUUUUCAUUGAGUCCACCCUAUUGAACUCUUUCUUACACACAAAAUGGAAACGUCUAGUAUUUACUAGCGUCAACUUAAGUCCUGUUGAUUGUCUGCCAGUUACCCCCCCCCCCCCCCCCCUUUAUUAGUUUUGGAACUUCGAGCACAUGACACUAUAUGCCAAAACUAUGGGCUGUAUUUAUACACCUUUGAGCUGUUUUGCAUUUAGAUUAUAUGCACAACAUUAAGGUCUGAGGGGCCUUUUUACACAAACAGCUACUUGAAUUAAUGUAUUUUUCAGAAGUGUGCUUUUUUUGGUAACGUUUCUUUUUAUUAUUAUUAUUUUGAGGCCUUUGUUUUUCUUAAUUUGAAUGUUCUUUGUCAUUAUUAUGCUAACAUUUGCUCUUGCCUUCCAACCCUUCCAUGUAUCAUUAGCAUAAUAAAUAUUUUAAAGGGUA